UGUUGUCAGUUCAUUCGUGAGAGUCGUACAUAACGGCUGUGAGACUUAAGUGCCGCAAAAUCGAUUCAAUUGUGAAACGAAAAAAAAAAAUCACAAAAAUACUAAAGAAAACAGUAGAACCCGUGUGUUAUUACAUGCCUAUUGAACAAGUAAGCAAAUAAAGCUGGCGCAUAUGAAUUGACAAAGAAUAUUGGGCGCGAGUGCCGGUAAUAAUGUUUUGAAGUGAUAAAUUACAAUUAAAGAAUAUACGAUACUGUACACGUAUAUAUAUAGUAUAUAUACGAAUGUACUAUAUAUAAAUAACGUAAUAGAAUUAGAAGCGCUCGACGGCCGUUUUAUGCAUAUUUGAUGGCCAAAGUAGUUUGGUAGCUAGGUCAUACGGUGCGUGCAACUUGCAUUGUUGUGACGCUCACGAGAACGUGGGAGAGCGUAUUUUGAGUUUUUAACCGUGUGUAGUGCCAACAAACAAAUAUCCAGUUCAUAUAUGCACAUACAUACAUACAUACAUAAGAAGGUAUUUACAAAAGCUUUAACGCGUAAGACAAAUACAAAGUGAGAUAGGGAUUGACAAAGUCAGCUGCGCAGUUGUAACUGAUAAGAAGUGCCAAACUGUGGUGUUGGUACGAGCGACGGUGUGUGGAGCAAAGGAAACAGCUGACUGAAUCAUACACGAAGAGACUAUAAAUCGAACAACAUGCAAAUAUUGUUGGAGUUGAAUUUUAGACAACGCAACUCCACCCGUGUGGUCAUACUUAUUUUGGGGCUGCUGUCAUUCAUCUUAUUCAAAGACAGUACAAAAGGAUGUUUGUUCUUGGGCGCUGCAUUGGCAUUAAUGCUCAGGAAUCCGACUUAUGUGUACGCUUUCGGUACCACAAUUAAGCGGGACAUCAUAGCUGGCUAUCGUUUUCUCAAGUUGAACAUUUUCAUAAUGCUUUUGGAGCGAAAACAAUGGACAGUAGCGCGUAUAUUCCAAGAGCGAGUAAAGAAACACCCGAAGAAGACUUGCUUUAUAAUGGAUGAUCGGUCGUUGAGUUUUCAAUGUGUCGAGAAUUAUACAAACAAAGUGGGUGCAUAUUUUAAGGCACGAGGCUUGAAAAAUGGCGAUUGUGUAGCACUAGUCAUGGAGACCAGACCCGAGUUUGUGUGCCUGUGGCUUGGACUCUCCAAGAUCGGUGUCGUUACAGCGUUAAUCAAUUCGCAUCUGCGACGCGAUAACUUACUGCAUUCCAUCAAAGUGGCAAAUGCCAACGUAAUUAUAGUUGGUACAGAACUUAGCAAAGCUUUGGAGGAAAUUCAGAAUGAAGCAGAGGUCAAGACCUUACCAAUUUAUCAAUUCAGCGAUGAAGCACAACGAGACAAUGAUAAUUUUCAGCUUUUGAAUGGUGCUACUGAUCUCACCGCCGCACUUGAGUUACAAGCAAUAGAGGAUCUUAGCGCGGACAUUGCCGCUUGCAGCCCAAAGGAUAAAUUAUUAUUCGUAUAUACCUCUGGCACGACGGGCUUACCAAAGGCAGCUGUCAUAAAUAAUUUAAGAUACCUAUUCAUGGCUAGCGGAAUUCACCAUAUGCUCGCGCUCAACAAUGACGAUGUUAUUUAUAAUGCCUUGCCGUUGUAUCACACAGCUGGUGGUAUAAUCGGUGUGGGGAAUGCCUUGCUGCAUGGUUGCACGGUUGUCUUGCGAACGAAAUUUUCCGCCUCGAAUUUCUGGAAGGAUUGCGUUAAGUACAACUGCACUGUAGCGCAAUAUAUUGGCGAAUUGUGUCGAUAUCUGUUGUCCACAUCACCAAAACCAGAAGACACACAGCACCAGCUACGCCUGAUGUAUGGCAACGGCUUACGUCCACAAAUUUGGUCACAAUUCGUAUCCCGAUUUAAUAUUCCACAUAUUGGUGAGGUCUAUGGUUCAACGGAGGGCAAUUCCAAUCUUGCUAAUGUCACCAAUCAAGUGGGAGCUGUGGGUUUUGUGCCACUAAUCGGCCGUUACUUUUACCCUGUGCAGAUUAUUAAAUGUGAUGAGGAAACUGGCGAGCCCAUACGUAAUGAGAGUGGGUUUUGCCAAAGAUGUUCGCCGGGAGAGACAGGUUUGCUCGUGGGCAAAGUGAAUCCUAAACGCGCGGUGACUGCCUUCAAUGGCUAUGCAGACAAGGAAGCUUCCGAGAAGAAGCUGCUACGCAAUGUAUACAGUGUGGGGGAUCUCUUCUUCAAUUCGGGCGAUAUGGUGGUUAUGGACAUACUCGGCUAUUUCUACUUCAAAGAUCGCACUGGCGACACAUUCCGUUGGCGUGGCGAAAAUGUCGCAACACAAGAAGUAGAAGCGAAUAUUACCAACGUAAUUGGUCUAAAGGAUUGCGUUGUUUAUGGUGUCGAAAUCCCCUAUGUGGAGGGCAAAGCCGGUAUGGCAGCUAUAGUUGAUCCAGAUCGUAAAGUAGACUUGCAACAUCUAUCAGCUGGCGUACGUGGUAGCUUGCCAGCCUAUGCUCGCCCACUGUUCGUUAGAUUAAUGAACGAUAUACCACGCACUGCUACUUUUAAACUAAAGAAAAUAGAGCUUUCGCGAGAAGCUUUCGAUAUUCGUCGCAUCAAAGAUCCAAUAUAUUACUUGAAUAAGGAUGGCAUAUAUCGUUUAUUAUCUGAGGAACACUUUGAAGAUCUAAUGCAGGGCAAAGCCGGACUGUAACAUGGAUAUUGAGGAGUGAGCUCACUGCUCCGUAUUUAAGCAUAUAUAGUCGACGAAGUGGCUUUGGUGGUGAACAAUUUAAUAAGUGAUUACAAGCAUCAAACUAAGUAUAAGUAACUAUAAACGAAUGUAGGCUGUAUUUUUAUAUAAUUCCGAACCAUGACUCGAGCAGUUCUAUGCAAUGAUACAAUAAUAAUGUUAGGAAGUGGUAUUCGAGCUUGACUCAUAUAUAAUUUAUAGUUGUAUUAUUUCUAUGAAUAUCACAGAUCAUUACUGGAUUCUGUAAUUAAUUACGAGAAUAACGAACAAAUGUCAUUUUAUUGAAAUCACAUAACAGUUACUAAAUACUGUUUAUAAGGUUAUAGAGAGUUUCAUCAACGCUUCAUCAUUGUUCAUUGCUCAAAACUGACAGUGUGCUGAUGCAGGAAUGCAAUGUCAUAGAAUUAAAAAACGCGUAUGUCUAGAUUCCCUUUGUAGUUUGAUAAUGCAUGCAAAUUUUCAACGAAUAUUUUCGUAAAAUUAAAUUCUAAAUGAUCGAUAAUAAUAGUUUUUACCAAAUCAUCUUAGUACAAGUUUACAACGCAAUAUUUAAAAUAAAUGACAUUUAACAUAUCAAUAAUAUUAUCAUUCACCACUGCAAACCUCUAACAAAACAAGUGAUAUAUACAUAUAAUACAUAUAAAAAUACAAAUUUGUUACUUUAUACCAGUGAAAGCUUAAGCCAUUCUUUGUAGUAUUUUUUAUUGAAAUAAAUAAAGACAAACAAAUAAUUUA
This is a messenger RNA of Zeugodacus cucurbitae (melon fly), 3451 nucleotides long. RefSeq names its product long-chain fatty acid transport protein 4 (gene Fatp3). Gene Ontology annotation, biological process: triglyceride homeostasis. The record is from RefSeq and is a predicted model, not a curated record. Gene Ontology annotation, cellular component: endoplasmic reticulum. The transcript is spliced from 7 exons. NCBI's taxonomy places the organism in Eukaryota, Metazoa, Arthropoda, Insecta, Diptera, Tephritidae. The coding region runs from base 695 to 2677 and encodes 660 amino acids. Gene Ontology annotation, molecular function: long-chain fatty acid transmembrane transporter activity; long-chain fatty acid-CoA ligase activity.